This is a messenger RNA of Cyprinus carpio (common carp), 3121 nucleotides long. RefSeq names its product E3 ubiquitin-protein ligase Siah2. Gene Ontology annotation, biological process: proteasome-mediated ubiquitin-dependent protein catabolic process; multicellular organism development. Gene Ontology annotation, molecular function: ubiquitin protein ligase activity; ubiquitin conjugating enzyme binding; zinc ion binding. NCBI's taxonomy places the organism in Eukaryota, Metazoa, Chordata, Actinopteri, Cypriniformes, Cyprinidae. Gene Ontology annotation, cellular component: cytoplasm. The record is from RefSeq and is a predicted model, not a curated record.
AUCCAAUAGACUCGUUACUCGCGCUCAAACUAUGGCGGCCAUGUUGUAUCCGCGCCCGCAGGGGACUGGAGGCUGUUCGGAACCGAGUCUGUCUUCAGUCGGGAGUAUAUGGUGGGGCUCUCGGGCUUGAAAUCGCCUUGGUUUUACACCGUUACAGAUCUACACUCCUCACCAUGAGCCGGCCGUCCUCUGCGGGUGGUGCGGCCGGAGGACUCGGAGCUGGCAAAGCAGGAGGAAGUAAGCAUGGAGGUUCUGGAGGAACAACCGCCUCUGCCGCUGCCGCCGCCGCCGCAGCAGCCGCAGGGGUAUCCGGCUCUGUCGCGGGCUCUUGUACAGUCCCCGCGGCCGCUGUAGCCCUCCCAGCCGCUGUCCUACCGGGACAGUCAGCCGAACUGACAGCGUUGUUUGAGUGCCCGGUGUGUUUCGACUAUGUGCUGCCCCCGAUCUUGCAGUGCCAGGCUGGGCAUCUGGUGUGUAACCAGUGUCGGCAAAAGCUCAGCUGUUGUCCAACUUGUCGCGGCCCUCUCACGCCGAGCAUAAGGAACUUGGCAAUGGAAAAAGUUGCAUCUACUCUGCCGUUUCCGUGUAAGUAUGCCUCAGCUGGAUGUCUGCUGUCCCUUCACCACAGUGAGAAGCCAGAGCACGAAGAAGUCUGUGAGUUCCGCCCCUACACCUGCCCAUGCCCAGGGGCUUCCUGUAAAUGGCACGGCUCCCUGGAGGCUGUCAUGCCGCAUCUCAUGCAUGCCCACAAAUCCAUUACCACCUUACAGGGCGAGGACAUUGUCUUUCUUGCCACAGAUAUUAAUCUACCGGGGGCUGUGGACUGGGUCAUGAUGCAGUCAUGUUUCGGCCACCACUUCAUGUUGGUUCUAGAGAAGCAGGAGAAAUACGAGGGACACCAGCAGUUCUUUGCCAUCGUGCUUCUCAUUGGCACGCGAAAGCAAGCGGAGAACUUUGCCUACCGCCUCGAGUUGAACGGCAACCGUAGGCGACUCACGUGGGAGGCCACGCCGCGCUCAAUCCACGAUGGCGUAGCAGCAGCCAUCAUGAACAGUGACUGUCUUGUGUUUGAUACCUCUGUUGCCCACCUGUUUGCAGACAAUGGAAACCUGGGUAUCAACGUGACCAUCUCCAUGUGCUGAGGUGGCAGCGUAAGGCUUUAUCCAGUGACCCAAACCUUGGACAACCUCUGCUCCCUAUCAGACUGCAGGGGAGAUGUAUACAUUUGUGUAUAUUUCUGUUCAAGAGUCAUCCGUUAAAACAGCGCACACUUUCCAGAUUCACAAGUAGGUUAGUUUGCUAGGUUAGGAUGACAAGAGUCCUUCUCGAGAUGCUGCGGGGCAUUGGUGCAAUUGAGAAUUUCUUUUGCACAUCCCAAGGAUACAAACACCUCAACUUUCUGAAUACACCUUCAGCAGAAGUUCAGGUGUGGAUGAACACCAUCACAGUAUCAAAAUGCUAACUUGGGAAGAGUCUAGGCAUGAAGGUGUAACAUUUUCCUCAGAAGCUUAUAAAACCUAUGUUGUACAAAACUGCACUGACUACUUUGGUUUUCGUCUUUGGAUAUUGAGUGAAACCAUGGAAAUUGUACAUGGCAAUGUAAAUGGUAAUCCUCUGAAUUUCAUGGUUGUAUAUUGGCUUGAUAAAACAAUGCCCAUGGUGGAAAAUACAGUGUGCAUGGUGGAAAUAAAAUUCACUUGCAAAAUGAGUACAUAGCCACCAUGUUUUUAAGGCAAGAAACUGACCUCUUCAAUAUGUUUUUUUUUUCCUUUCUUCCUUUCUUUUUUUCAAUACCAUAUUGUCAGUGUUGCAAGACGUAAUGAGGACGAUACUUAAUUUUAUGGUCCUUAUCCAGAGGAGAGAACUGGUUUGUGAUCAACACAGAUAUAAUCUCCAUAAAAUGACAGAACUACAGCCAGCCAUUUCAAAUAUUGUUACCCAUGAUCUAAUGCCACACAUUUUCAUAGAUAUAUUUGUAUAUGAUACUUUUUUUUUUUAAAGGGAUAGUUGGCCUAUAAAUGAUAAAUCUGUUAUUUAAUUGCCCUCAUUUUCUAAUACUUACAUGUGGACCACCAAAGGAGAAGUAAAGUAGAAUAUCUCAGCUGUUCUCUUGGAGAGGACAAAAAGCACCAUAAAUGCAGACCAUACAACCUGUGCUCUAUAUUUCAAGUCUUCAGAAGCCAUAUGAUAGCUUUGUUAGAGGCAGAGACUAAAAUGUAAGGCUUUUUACUGAAAAUAUCUAAUUGUAUGAAAAAGAGCUGCUCACACAUUUUGCUUGAUGACUUCUAUACAUGUUUCAAUAACACACGGUGAGGAAAUGACUAAAUUCUCAUUUGUUAAUGAACUAUUUCUUUUAUAUAGUGGUCCACCUUUGCUUUUUAGCGUACUUUGUCUUGUCAACAGUGACUGUAUGUAAAAGAUUUAGCCUGUGCACAAACAACAACCUGUUAUUUGCUUGUUGAUAAAAGUGUCCACAUUUAAUUGGUUUUGUUGUCUUUGUACUUUUUCUUACUUUAUUUUUGAGGUUAUGUUUAAGGUAUCUUAAAAGAAAAGCUUUUGUAAAAAAUAUAAACAACUUUAGUUUUGUUGGUAUUUGUUGUUACUGUUACGUCUCUUACGAUCGUGAUCGAUCUUAAUGAUCGUUUAGUCUAGCUUUGUUUACUCUAGUUCUUUAAAACCCAGUAAGAUCUGAGCAAUUUCUCACUCUCCUCUUUGGUCAAUGAACCCACACAAUGCCUUACUUGUAUACAAACUCAGUCUUUUAGAGUCUGCCGCCUUCUAGGAGUUCAGGUCACUAUCCUCCAAACCUCCAGUGUCUUGAAAGAGACUUAAAUUUUUGAGUGGGAAGGACAUGGCACGUCAUUUUACUUUGUCCCCAAAACCUGCUGCAGUACCAGUUUCACUUACACCGUUCAAGUACGGAUCCCAGCCUCUUUUCAAAUACCUCUGAUGACUUUGGAGAUGUCUGUGUGAGAAGAGCAUUGAUAUCCCUGAAUGUGGUUGGUUCUGUCGAGAUCUCAAGUUUGAUGCUUAACUGAUGCUCUCAGCUCUUCUUUAUCUGUCUGCUGUUUUACACCUGAAAAAUUAUUUAAAAAUGUAAAUUAAAUGUUUUAUAAAUCUG